GCAAACCAAAUUCAAAUUACACUCAAAUGAAAUUCUUAUUAAAUUCACGCGUAGUAGUCAUGAAAUCCGUGUAGUACUAAUAGUCAUCCUCCCAAAAGUAGAGAGAGAAAACAAACAAAAAUUAAAAAAAUAAAAAAAACAAAUAAAAAAAGACACUGUGUGUGUCUGUGUGUGAGCCUUUGUUUUUCUUCUUCUUUCUUCUUCCUCUUCUUUGUCUACACAGUGAAUCUUAUUCCGCAAUAAGCGCCUGCUUCUUCGACAUUUCCGCCAAACAACAACAACGUUAACUCUACCAAACGCCACUAUUAAUCUAUUUGUUCUCAAUGAGAUUAAUCAACGGUUAUUGAUUAAACCGGUAAUUAAUUAGUGGUAACAGAAUGGGAGAUAGUGAAGAUGGUAACAAUGAAAUGCUUCAGAGACUUCAUUCUUCUUCUGCUUCAUCUUUUAUGAAACAACAACAACUGAAUAAUCAUAUGGAACAAUUAAGUAUACCACAGUUUAAUUCCUCACAAAUGAGAACCGUUGGUAGAAAUCAGCAUCAUAAUCAAAGGGCAGGUAUGCCACCAUCACACCCACAUCAGAUCCCGCCUAUUUCACCAUACUCUCAGAUCCCGGUUUCACGGACGACGCAAAUGUCUUCUCAUAAUACUAGUCCUACACCUUCACACACUCGAUCACUCUCUCAACCGUCUUUUUUCUCUCUCGAUUCUCUUCCACCUCUUAGCCCUUGUUCAUUUCGUGAAUCUUCUGACAAUAAUAACAACGCUGACGUGUCUAUGGAAGAUCGUGACGUCACUUCUCACUCUCCGUUACCACCGUUUGCUAGAAACCCUUCUUUACCGCCUCGGAAAUCGCACCGUCGUUCCAACAGUGAUAUUCCGUUUGGAUUUUCAACUGUUUUGCAGUCUUCACCGCCGUUGAUUCCUCUCAGAGGAAGAGAAAUUGGUAAACCUAAUUCGUCGGUGGUGAAAAGAGAAUUUGAACAUAGUAAUGUGGAGGAGAAGAAAUCUUUAUCUCCUGAAGGUGAAGUUGUGGAUGAUCUUUUCUCUGCUUAUAUGAAUUUGGAUAAUAUUGAUGCAAUUAACUCGUCUGGGACCGAUGACAAAAAUGUCGCGGUUGAUAAUAAUAAUCGCGAUGAUUUGGAUAGUAGAGCAAGUGGAACGAAGACGAAUGGUGGUGGUGAUAGUAGUGAUAAUGAAGCUGAAAGUAGUGUUAAUGAGAGUGGGGAUAGUAUUCAGAGGAGGGAAGGGAUGAAGAGAAGUGCUGGAGGUGAUAUUGCACCUACUAGUAGACAUUAUAGGAGUGUGUCGAUGGAUAGUUUUAUCGGGAAGUUGAAUUUUAAUGAUGAGUCGUUUAAGCUACCACCUUCGCCUGGAGGAUUGGUUUCUCCGGGUAAUUCGGGCGAUGGGAAUUCGGCAGCUUUUAGUUUGGAGUUUGGGAACGGUGAGUUUAGUGGGCCGGAAUUGAAGAAAAUUAUGGCUAAUGAAAAACUUGCUGAGAUUGCUAUGGCUGAUCCAAAGCGUGCUAAGAGGAUUUUGGCUAAUAGGCAAUCGGCUGCACGAUCCAAAGAACGCAAGAUGCGUUACAUUUCAGAGCUAGAACACAAGGUUCAGACUCUGCAGACCGAAGCUACUACACUUUCUGCACAACUUACUCUGUUGCAGAGAGAUUCUGUUGGACUCACUAACCAAAAUAGUGAGUUGAAGUUCCGCCUUCAAUCUAUGGAACAACAGGCAAAACUCCGAGAUGCUCUGAAUGAGGCGCUUACUGCUGAGGUUCAAAGACUGAAGAUAGCUACAGCUGAGCUGAAUGGGGAGUCACAUCCUUCUAGCUGCAUGAUUCAGCAACAUUCUGGCAACUCUAUGAUGUUCCAACAACAGCAUCAGCCUCCUACAUCUCAGCAAAACAUUCAUAUUCAACAACAUCAACAGCAGCAGCAGCAGCAGCAACAACAGCAGAAUGGUAACGCCAACUCAAAGAAUGAAUUAAAGCAGUAGGCUGGGUUCAGGGUCCUGCAGAUGGUUGUUUAUAUUAUCUAUUGCUGUUUCAUUGCACUCAGUUUCACAUAUUUACAGAAGUUUUCCAUAGUUCUUAUGGUUGUAACUUGUAAGUUCGAUUCACAGUGCCUGUCAAGCUCGAUCACAAAGUCAAUAUACAAGUCCUAAUUCAUGUCUUAUAUUUAAAUUAUUAUAGCUCAUAUUUAAUUUCAGUACAUAUCUGAAAUUGUAAGCAUUAUUUGAACAUGAUUUGUUUUAUGAUAACAUUUAGAUGAAGUGUUACAAACUUCUAUUUUUUGGUAAAGAAUGGCGAUUUUAUUGUUUUCCAA
This is a messenger RNA of Trifolium pratense (red clover), 2326 nucleotides long. RefSeq names its product bZIP transcription factor 29-like. The record is from RefSeq and is a predicted model, not a curated record. The transcript has 5 exons. Gene Ontology annotation, biological process: regulation of DNA-templated transcription. Gene Ontology annotation, cellular component: nucleus. NCBI's taxonomy places the organism in Eukaryota, Viridiplantae, Streptophyta, Magnoliopsida, Fabales, Fabaceae. Gene Ontology annotation, molecular function: DNA-binding transcription factor activity. The coding region runs from base 378 to 1997 and encodes 539 amino acids.